This is a messenger RNA of Babesia ovata, 2415 nucleotides long. Its product is annotated as endonuclease exonuclease phosphatase family protein. Bases 1 to 2415 code for a protein of 804 amino acids. Gene Ontology annotation, molecular function: sphingomyelin phosphodiesterase activity. Lineage: Eukaryota; Apicomplexa; Aconoidasida; Piroplasmida; Babesiidae. Gene Ontology annotation, cellular component: cytoplasm. The transcript has a single exon. The record is from RefSeq and is a predicted model, not a curated record.
AUGGAGAACGAUGAUGGGUUUCAAAGAUCCCAACGUUCCAAGACGCAUUCCAACCGGUUACACCAUGCUCGAUCAAAGCUCUAUGACCCUAGGAAGGGAUCGGCUUAUACCAAACUCUCGAAGACGCAUGAGACAAAACUCAGGAAACUACGAGAAAAUGAAAGGACAUUAGCUUCAUCAACGGUGCUGCGGCCCCUGCUAUCCACCCGUUCGUGUCAGUCGCUCUGCAAUGAUGGCAGCACUUCCUACGUGGAAACGUCGGAUUCUGGCAGUCACGAUUCUUCGUCGGAUUCGCAACCGCCCGACUGGAAUAAUAGCCAGCGGAAGGGAAAGACCGCAGCACGCCAGAGUCAGUACAUCAAGUCGACGGUUGCGCGAAGGAGUGGCAAUGUAGGGGACGUGGUGCCAACCAUAUCCCUUCCCCUGAAUCUAGAUGCCGAUAAGAAUGUACGCCGCUCUAGCGGUGGGAGAACGGCGUUACCGCCACGAGUGCGCGAUUUGGAAUGCAAAUUGCGCAUGCCCGAUGAUGAACGUAUUAGCGUAGUAAAAGAGCUGCAAGACACAACCGGACGAAAUAAAGCGGAAGCUGCAUCUUCGGACGCGGCCAAUGCUUCCAUAGCAAUCGAAUCGUUCAGGAAAUCUACGCUCCCGAGUUUCAGGAAUUCGACCCAACGACCUCACUCGUUCUCAAUGCUCACCUUCAACGUCGGGUUGCUGGAGGUGCGCAUGUUUGGCAUACAAAUGUACCAAAACCCAGGAUACACGGAAAAGAGACUCAAAUGUGUGCCUAGCGAAAUCCGAAAGGCAAACGCGGAUGUCGUUGCUUUCCAGGAGGUUUACAGCAACCACCAUGCAAGGUACAUAAUACGAGAGCUGCAAGAUCUCUACCCCUACGCCGCCAGGGAUGACUGCCUGCCGGUGUCAGAGGACUUCGAGAAACUUUAUGAAAGGAACAAAAAAAAGAAGAAACGGGGUAUCGGGAUGUUCCACAGCGGGCUGCUUUUUCUCAGCAAGUUCCCCAUACUGUGCGCGAAAUUUCACGCAUGGGACGUCGUGACGCAUCUGGAAGCCAUGUUAGCGAACAAAGGUUAUAUGGAGAUAUUUGUAGAUAUUCCCUCCGUCGGGAAAAUCGCCUUCUAUAACAUGCACAUGGCCAGUGCAAGCGUCAAUCCGGAGUCCGCACAUAUCGAAAACGUCAGAAACGAGGAAGUUAAACAAAUCCUGAAACGGACGGAGAAGGCAUGUAGACUGGGUUUCGCACCCAUCAUCAUAGGGGAUCUAAACGCGGCACCCAACAAUUGCGCAAGCAACUACAUGUCGUUCCUGCACAGCGGUUGGACGGACUCGUACGUGCUCUCGCGGCAAAAGGCCAAGCAAAAGCGAUGGUUGGGGUUUAAGGAUCGACGUCUAAAGCAAAAUGACUUCACGUUCGAGAGCCCAAUCGUAAGCGAGGAGUCCAUCGGGGUGGAAAACGUGUUUGGCGAUAACAAGUCGCAAAAACCGCACCUGGAAAAGGUCACGAUCAUGUCGAACAUGCCAAGGAGUCGAUCGGGAGGGAAUAUGCGGCACACCUAUACAGGAACACGAGUGGGGUCGCGAUGGAGCAGAUUUGUGGAAUAUCUUUCACUACAGAAGGGCGAUCGUUUGCGUAGAGCCGCGACUACCUGGAGGAAUUUUAAGGCGAAUCGCCCCCGUGCGAAUUCGAUGCGUCUACGUGUGGUCCAUGCGGCCAACCGACGACGCGUCCCAAAAUCCCCAAAGUUGGCAAAACUGCACAAGAGGUUGCUUAAAAACAAACUUCGCAUUCGCGUCAAGGCGCCAUGCCUGGAGCGCAGAGCGGAGAAAUCGGCUAGAACUUUCAGAGAGCGAUGUACUGCGCUGUUCCGCAGAUCAAGAAGCUUGUGGAUGGGGGAAUCAAAACCAACAACGCAAGCGGUCACCUUCACCACUGCGCGUUCACGUACCGCAAUUGACCCGUCCUCAGUGUACUUCCUGGUCAAGAAUCCGUCAAAACAGCUCAAACGGCCUCGUGUCAGACGGUUUUACUGGUGGUACAGGAGACGGAAUUUUAUGGACGUCACGUGGGACCCCAAAAACCCUCUCAACAUGCGCGGCCCACACGCCGGCUGCAGUGGGCUCAGGUGCGACUACAUCUUCCUGCCCCCGCAACAUAUUGCCGGAAUACUGCAAGGUUUCGUGCCUUCUGCCGGGGAAAUACUGUUCAGGGAGCCCAUUGUCAUGAUAGACAAGGUGGGGUCUGCGUACAACUGUUUGUGCUCAGCGUUCACUAGCAUGAAAAAGGUCAUGCUGGUGACACUGUCUGACCACUACGGCCUAAAAAUCACAAUGGUGCGCAAAAAUAUCAAACCAGAGACCUCUCCAACAGUCAUGCUGCGGCCAUCGCAAUCCAUUUGA